GGGAAGCCGGAAGGCGGCGGCGGCGAGGCUGGCGCGGACGAGCAGGCGGUUCCGGAGCGGCUCGCGCCAUGUCCACGCACAAUCAGGGCACCGAGCUCGACCUUAGCUGGAUCUCCAAAAUACAAGUGAAUCAUCCAGCCGUCCUGAGGCGUGCGGAACAAAUCCAGGCUCGCAGACCUGUGAAAAAGGAGUGGCAAGCUGCUUGGCUCCUGAAAGCUGUUACCUUUAUAGAUCUUACCACACUUUCAGGCGAUGAUACAUCUUCCAACAUUCAAAGGCUCUGUUAUAAAGCCAAAUAUCCAAUCCGGGAAGAUCUCUUAAAAGCUUUAAAUAUGCACGAUAAAGGCAUUACUACAGCUGCCGUUUGUGUUUAUCCUGCCCGGGUAUGUGACGCUGUGAAAGCACUCAAGGCUGUGGGCUGUAAUAUCCCUGUGGCAUCAGUGGCCACUGGCUUUCCGGCUGGACAGACACAUUUAAAAACACGAUUAGAAGAGAUCAGAUUGGCUGUGGAAGAUGGAGCUACAGAAAUAGACAUAGUAAUUAACAGGACCUUGGUGCUGACAGGCCAGUGGGAAGCCCUGUAUGGUGAGAUUCGUCAGUUUCGCAAGGCCUGUGGGGAGGCUCAUCUCAAAACCAUAUUAGCAACAGGAGAACUUGGAUCUCUUACUAAUGUCUACAAAGCCAGUAUGAUAGCAAUGAUGGCAGUCUACUUCAAAACUAGUCAACAUAAUGCACUCGACAGCAUAUGCCCUUGGAUGAGUUGCAAUACUAGAAAAGUAGUGUCAGAAUUGAAAAGGUUAUUCGAAAGACCAGCUUGCCUUCAACCAAAUCAAUGAAGAAAAGGUAGCGUGUUCUAAAACUGUGAUUUCUGAGCUGUGUUCUGUUAAUCGGUAUUUCAGCGAACACUCUGACAAAAGAGUCUUAUGGUCAUACAACUUUGGGGAAUCCUGCCUGAAAUAUAUCCCUGUAAGCCAUUCACAGUGCACAUGCAUUUGGAAAUGACCCUGAAAAUUUACAAAAACUCGUGUAUUUUUGUUUAAGUCCAUCACACCAAACUUAUUUCAAGUAUGGCAAAGUUUUUCUCAUGUAUCAUUAUUAAUAUUGAACCAAAGAAUUCAAAGCAAGUGAAUACUUAUUUGGUUCUGUCAAGUCCUGUAGACAUAGAUUAUGUUCUGUGGGAGUAUAAAUUUUCAAGCAGACAAGAUUACAAUGAGCACAUAACUGUGGGAGCAUAAGCAUUCAAGUGUAAGUGGUCCAGUUUUAGAAAACCUCCCUUGCAAUCUCUUUAAACAGCACCUCCUCCCCAUUCCUGUGGCUGACGUCUGAAAUUCCACUGUUAGAUCCUCACGCUUUAGUUUAAGCCUGUUAACAUUUAGGACUGUUUGAAGGAAGUAGCCUGUUCAGCAAAUGUGGAAGAUUACUUGUGGAAAACUAGUUGAUAGAUGAAGAGAACUAAAUGUAGACUUGGUAAAAAUACUUGAUUAAAAAAAAAAAAAUCUUUUGAGUUGAGACCAUAGGUUACAAUCCCUUCCUCACCCUGUCCCCUCUUCCCCGCAGUGAAGCGAAGUCAGGAUGUUUGCCCAGCCCAAAUCAGAAACCCUUCGAGAAAAGAGAAAAUUUCUCUUUAAGCCGAAACUGUGUUGCCAGUGGAGAUAUUUUGUGUUAGUGCUCUGCCUAAAUAAAUAGCUGAAAAAGAAGACAGCAGAAAACAUUUAAUACACAUUUGUUCAGUGAAACUGACUGAAACUAGGACUAAAAUCAGGAAAACAAAGCCCAAACGCUACCAGUCAGUUCAUGAACAGCCUCAUUUAGAAUGUGCUGGAACUAAACUGCCCUCUCUCCACACUCGGCUCCUCCGGCUGGCCCUGCUGUCUGGAGACAGAAACCUCAUUCACGUCCACGCAUCGUGCCCUACGUGGAUUCUGAACCGGUCACGGCCUCCUGAUCAUACCUCCUCGCUGUCCCCCUCUGCUGUGGCACUUGGGACCGUCCCUCAGCACGUAUGUCUGCCUUUUUCGGAAUGGAGCGGUGUCUAGUCAGGGACAGUGGCUUUUAUCCUUGCUGGGCACAGUCUACGACAUAGUGUCGUAGAAUAUCCACAGCCUACGACAUAGUGGUUAUUCACAGAUAUCUCUGGUGGGACAGAACAGGUCAAGGAAAGGUCCUAAGAGCUGGGGAAUUUCUGAAAAAUUCCUUAUUGACUACUUUAGCCCCAUGUUACUACUACUACUUCUUUGCCCCAUGUUACUCCCAGGCUUACAAGAUGGCUUUUAGUAGGAGCCUGGGGUGUCAUAUAACCACUUUAUUUUUUAAGAUUGUCGAAUUAUUAUAGAAACUCUUAGAACAGUGCCUGACACAUGGUAGGUGCUGGAUAAGUGUUUAGUAGAGAAAAUAAUUAAAUAAACCCGUUUAAUUAUUUAAUAUUUCCUGCAAGUAGGCAACUGCAGUUGUAGAAUCAUCAAAGAAUUUUUUUAAUGUUCAUUAUGGACAUUAUUUGUUCUCAAGGCUUGCCUAACACAGACUCCAUGUGGAUUCAAGUAUUUAUUAAGUUUAUACUAUCCACAGGGCACUGUGUUAGUAGCUGUGUGAUCAAAAUAAUGGUGGUGAGCGAGGCAGGCACAGCCCUCAAAGAAUGUUCGCUCACAGAGAGCUCACUAUGUUAGAGAGUGAAGAGCAGGUGCAUAGAAAAAUUUCUCAGCUCAUUCAGGCUCAGUAUCUUCUCCAAUGAGCUUCUUAAGACUUGUAUCUUGAUUUCUUCCUCCAUUUUCUACUAUUGCUAGAGCUGCUUAUAUCCUCUGUUGAUUAAUAACAAAGUUCCUUUCUCUCUGUUUCUUCAGUAAUAUGUUCAGACAGACUGGUGUAUAUGCUUCAUUCUUCAGCCUUUAGAUGGUUGUUUCUCCAACAAAAAUCCUACUAUGCUGUGGCUUCUUAUUUUUAGCUUUGCCUGAUAAUUCCUAAUGGUUUUCUCAAAUCCCUUUUCACCUGCUACUUUUCCUUCCAUGUUUUAUUGAGCUGGACUUUGAUGACUCCUGUCUGAUUUCCCAGUGUAAAUGGAGUGGGGAAUUAGGGGCCCAGAUGGGCAAAGCUGGUGUUGUUGUAGGGGUCUCAGCUAGGCAGAGCAGAGAAUGUGUACGUAUGGUGUGUGUAAGAGUGGUAACUUUGUGUCCGUGGUUGCAGAGUGUGAUUGAUGUCCCUGGUAAAUUAAUGUCAUGUACCAUUGGAUUUCAAGGUCAGCAGAGCAAAAAUAAACAGUCCAGGGGCUGUGUAUCAGGAUUGAGUGUGGCUGCAUAUAGCAGAGAACUUGACAACAGUGGCUUAAUUGUUUUGUUUGUUUGUUUAUUAUAUAACAAGAAGUCUGGAGGUACAGCCAGUCACUGCUGUUGGUUCAUCAUCAGCGUCAGGACUGGUGUCUCUGUUACUCUCUUGGCAUUUCCCUGUGGUUAUAAGAUGGCUGCCACAGCUCCAGUCAUCAUGUUUGUAUUCAAAGUAGGAAGAAAGCAAUGACCACACCAUUUCAUAUUGAAGGAAACAGUUUAACUGGGCUAAGUAGGAUUUUGACAGAGAGAGGAAGGAUGCAGAGUACUACAAAGUUGAUAAGGUAAGAGGGUGUUUCUGCAGAACUAUAACUAGCCUGGUUCAGGAAGCAGAAGUGUGUAGUGGUUAAAAGCCUGAGCUUUGAGUUAGAAAAAUGUGGAUCCAAAUUCCAUUCAUGACACUUACAAGCUGUUGGGUUAGAUGCAUUUCUCAGUCUUUCUAAACCCUGGUUUCUUCAUUGGUGAAUAGAGAUAAUAAGAGCACCUGCCUUUUAAGAUAUUGUGAGGAUUAAAUGAGAGUAGAUAUGUAAGGUGUUUAGGUAGAGCCAAGCACCUAGUAGUUCUCAGAGAAGACCUGUUCUACUCCUCUUCCUCCUCUUGCUUUUGUUGUAUUGUCAGCACGAUCAGAAUUAGCUAGACUCUAAGAUGCUUUAGGGUGAGUAGCAGAAGAGAACAAUGAAAUAUUAGGUUAAAUUCAUAGCCCAGAGAGUGGAAAUCCUAGGGUUUUACUCUUUAAAGCAGGUUUUAUGAUGAAAAAUGGCAUGAUCAAACUAGUCUUGUCUGUUCAUCCCAUAUUACAAUACUUUUUAGUUCUUCAUACUUAAAAUUUUUCAUUAUCUUUAAUUUUCAUGUAUUAAAUAUAAAAAAUUGGGCCACAUUAACCCAGAAAACCUUCCUCUGGAGUAAAUUUAUGAUACUUGUGACAAAAGCCCAAGUAAAUAGAUCUCCAGCAUAAGAUGGCACUGUUUACUGUCCUAACCCAGUUUUCCAAAUGCCUUUUUGCUUUACAAGUUAUCAUUGUGAAUCUCAUUUUUCAUUUUGGUAAUAAAUUUGAACAGCUGAAUUUUUUUCUUCACUAAGGUUUUAUAUGUUUAAGUCACCCAUGUAUUCACUUUUGAUUUUGACAUUUAAUAACUCCCCUGAAAUACAUGGGAGAAAUUAUAUCAACGACAUAGAGGACUCUAACAUGUACUUAAGGGGAGGAAAUAAAUGCCACACUCAAGGCAAUUAUACAGGUAGUAUUAAAAACAUUAAAUAUGUAUCAAAAAUUUAAAACAUAGGUUUAAAAGGACAGUAAAGGUAGGUAAAAAGCCUAACUUUGACAGUAUACAUGUUAAGAAACUAUAUUAUGUUUUCUGCUGGGAGGAAGUCUAAAAAUGAAUGGUCUUUUAAUCAAACCUAUUAGUUUUGUAAUAGGAAGUUCUGUAAUAGGAAGUUCUGUGACCAAGAAAACCUCUGUGUUAAGUAUGUAGCAUAUCUAUUUGUCUGAAAUGUACACGAUUACUAUGUGGUUGUAUAUAAUUUCUAUUUAAGAGUUUUAGAAGCUCUCUGGGAGGCUGAGGCGGGCAGAU
Messenger RNA from Microcebus murinus (gray mouse lemur), 4885 nucleotides. The record is from RefSeq and is a predicted model, not a curated record. Lineage: Eukaryota; Metazoa; Chordata; Mammalia; Primates; Cheirogaleidae.